AUGAAGGAUAGAAGUCACGAUAACAAGGACAAUAAAACUGAUGAAAAUAGGGCAGUUCAUUUAAAAGACGAGUCAUUCCAUAAAGGCAUGAUCAACGGGAUGGCAUCUGAGAUAUCAUUUGUGUCAAAGCACGGCCCUGCCAAGUUUUACUGGAUAAAGCCUGGUAACAAGGGCUCAAAAAACAAAACAGAACUGUAAGUACUCUUCGUUAAUAUGUGGCUCGUGCAAUAACCCCUCGCGGAGGAUUCCCAUGAACAAGUGACAGCGAUGCUGGUCGUCUCCCGCAGGCUUGUAAAUUGUAGAUUUUGGUCUCAUUUAGGGUGUUUGGGACCAAGAGUCACUAUAUUUGCCUAUUCAGGUAUCGCUUAGGGUUCUGCAUAAAGACUUUUACAAAAAAUGCCGCGAUGUUUGUUUUAGUAUGGUCUCCUUUGCAGGUCAGUUUAAGCUUGAGCCCCACUGACAUUGGUCUCCCUCAGAGGUUCCAUUUUCCGACUAGCAUUCCCGUCACUUUUAUAUGGGGUUCCCCAAGGGAUCACCCAGUCACUAGCUGUAUCUACAUGAAGCUAGACAAUAUGGAAGAUUCACUUAUAGAAAUUUUUCGCACAUGGAGUACAUUUUAAUCCUUUCUUUUCCUACAGAUCUAAAUCCUUCACCCGAGUUUCCAAAUCCAGAACAGCUGCACUGAAAAACGUUCUGUGAUAAAUUCGCACAAUAUAUUCUAUUUCUAUACCUGCGAAUAUAAAUAUGGGAUUUUGUAGUCAUCUCAAUGGCUUAAAAAAGGAAUACUUUGUCAGGAAAAUCACUAAUUAAUAAUCAUUAUACAUGACAGUAUAAGCCCUCUCUACAGUUACGCCUUUUCUCUCACUACACACCGAGUUCUCAUCCAAGUUAGCACGUUUGCAAACAACGACCUUUAUUGCCGCUCACGGAUUCAAAGCUCGCUGCUCGGGUGCAUAGGUUACGCGUGGAUUAACUUUGAAGAAAAAAAAUAGACUGCUUGCAGUCUAACCUGAAGUCAUUUUUGAGACUGAAUUAUUUAUACUGUUUAUUGUUAUUUGCAGGCUCUUAAUAGAAGCCAAUGGAAGUAGAAAGUCAUCAGUUCUGUCCGCACCAAGAAAAGUCAGAUUAAAACCAAGCCAAAAGUUGAGGCAAUCUUAGGACAUGCCUGAAGUGAGGGCAUCACAGCUUUGCACUGGCGGCCAUCUAUUGAUUUAAACAACGGUAAUUUCAGGAGUUGGAA
Molecule: messenger RNA, 1240 nt
Organism: Porites evermanni
Lineage: Eukaryota; Metazoa; Cnidaria; Anthozoa; Scleractinia; Poritidae
Source: the annotation of a GenBank genome assembly